This is a messenger RNA of Indicator indicator, 3166 nucleotides long. RefSeq names its product chromosome segregation 1 like (gene CSE1L). Gene Ontology annotation, cellular component: nuclear envelope; cytosol. The record is from RefSeq and is a predicted model, not a curated record. NCBI's taxonomy places the organism in Eukaryota, Metazoa, Chordata, Aves, Piciformes, Indicatoridae. Bases 1 to 2916 code for a protein of 971 amino acids. Gene Ontology annotation, molecular function: nuclear export signal receptor activity; small GTPase binding. Gene Ontology annotation, biological process: protein import into nucleus; protein export from nucleus. The transcript is spliced from 24 exons.
AUGGAGCUGAGUGAUGCCAAUUUACAGACUUUAACUGAGUAUCUGAAGAAAACAUUAGAUCCAGAUCCUGCUAUAAGGCGUCCUGCGGAGAAGUUUCUGGAGUCAGUUGAAGGAAGCCAGAAUUAUCCCUUGUUACUCUUAACACUGCUGGAGAAAUCACAAGAAAAUGUCAUCAAAGUUUGUGCAUCUGUAACCUUCAAGAACUACAUCAAAAGGAACUGGAGAAUUGUUGAGGAUGAACCGAACAAAAUCUGUGAAUCAGACAGGAUAGCCAUUAAAGCCAACAUAGUGCCCUUGAUGCUUAGCAGCCCAGAACAAAUUCAAAAGCAGUUAAGUGAUGCCAUUAGUAUUAUUGGUCGGGAAGACUUCCCUCAGAAAUGGCCAGACUUGCUGACAGAAAUGGUGAAUCGCUUCCAAAGCGGAGACUUCCACGUCAUUAAUGGAGUCCUUCGCACUGCUCACUCUUUGUUUAAAAGGUACCGCCAUGAAUUUAAGUCAAAUGAAUUAUGGUCAGAGAUCAAACUUGUCCUUGAUGCCUUUGCUUUGCCCUUGACAAAUCUCUUCAAGGCAACUAUUGAACUUUGCAGCACACAUGCCAAUGAUGCUAGUGCUUUGAAGGUUCUCUUUUCUUCUCUCAUUCUAAUUGCGAAGCUGUUCUACAGUUUAAAUUUUCAGGAUCUUCCUGAGUUUUUUGAAGAUAACAUGGAAACAUGGAUGACAAAUUUUCAUAGUCUUUUAACUUUAGAUAAUAAACUUUUGCAGACUGAUGAUGAAGAGGAAGCUGGAUUACUGGAGCUCUUGAAAUCACAAAUUUGUGAUAAUGCUGCUUUAUAUGCUCAAAAAUAUGAUGAAGAAUUCCAGCCCUACCUACCACGUUUUGUAACAGCAAUCUGGAAUCUGUUAGUAACCACAGGCCAGGAAGUGAAAUACGACUUACUGGUUAGUAAUGCAAUCCAGUUUCUGGCCUCAGUUUGUGAGAGACCACACUACAAGCAUCUGUUUGAAGACCAGAAUACAUUGACAAGCAUCUGUGAAAAAGUUAUUGUACCCAAUAUGGAAUUUAGAGCGGCCGAUGAAGAAGCAUUUGAAGAUAAUUCUGAAGAAUAUAUAAGAAGGGAUUUGGAAGGAUCUGAUAUUGACACCAGACGCAGAGCAGCUUGUGAUCUAGUCAGAGGCUUGUGCAAAUUUUUUGAAGGACCUGUGACAGGGAUUUUUUCUGGGUAUGUUAAUUCUAUGCUGCAAGAAUAUGCAAAGAAUCCAUCUGUUAACUGGAAGCACAAAGAUGCAGCUAUUUACCUUGUUACGUCUUUGGCAUCCAAAGCUCAGACACAGAAGCAUGGAAUAACACAAGCCAAUGAACUUGUCAACCUGACAGAAUUCUUUGUGAAUCACAUUCAGCCUGAUUUAAAGUCUGCUAGUGUGAAUGAAUUCCCUGUGCUAAAAGCAGAUGGUAUCAAAUAUAUCAUGAUUUUUAGAAACCAAGUACCUAAAGAACAACUGUUGGUAUCUAUUCCUCUCUUAAUCAAUCAUCUACAAGCAGAAAGUAUUGUGGUCCAUACUUAUGCAGCCCAUGCUCUUGAAAGACUGUUCACCAUGAGAGGGACAAAUAAUACUACCCUCAUUACAGCUGCAGAAAUGGCACCAUUUGUAGAAGUGCUAUUGACAAACCUUUUUAAAGCUCUGACGCUUCCGGGCUCCUCUGAAAAUGAAUACAUUAUGAAAGCCAUCAUGAGGAGUUUUUCUCUGCUACAAGAAUCCAUAAUUCCAUACAUCCCUUCUGUCAUCACACAACUUACACAGAAACUGCUGGCUGUCAGUAAGAAUCCAAGCAAACCUCACUUUAACCAUUACAUGUUCGAAUCAAUAUGCUUGUCAAUAAGGAUAACAUGCAAAGCAAACCCUGAUGCAGUUGGAAGCUUUGAAGAGGCUUUAUUUAUGGUGUUCACGGAGAUACUACAGAAUGAUGUGCAAGAAUUCAUUCCAUAUGUGUUUCAAGUGAUGUCCCUACUUCUAGAAAUGCAUAAAAAUGAAAUCCCAUCAUCCUACAUGGCAUUGUUUCCUCAUCUACUUCAGCCAGUGUUAUGGGAAAGGACAGGAAACAUUCCUCCUUUGGUCCGACUCCUGCAGGCUUAUCUAGAGCGGGGAGCCAAUACAAUAGCAAGUGCUGCUGCUGACAAAAUUCCUGGAUUGUUGGGCGUGUUCCAGAAGUUGAUUGCCUCUAAAGCUAACGACCAUCAAGGAUUCUAUCUUCUAAACAGUAUUAUAGAGCACAUGCCUCCUGGAUCAGUUGACCAGUACAGGAAACAAAUCUUCAUUCUACUAUUCCAAAGACUUCAGAAUUCCAAAACAACAAAAUUUAUUAAAAGUUUCCUAGUCUUCAUUAACUUGUACUGCAUAAAAUAUGGGGCUUUAGCUCUGCAGGAAAUAUUUGACAGCAUACAGCCAAAGAUGUUUGGAAUGGUUUUGGAGAAAAUUAUCAUUCCUGAAAUCCAGAAAGUGUCUGGACAAGUUGAAAAGAAAAUCUGUGCUGUUGGCAUUACAAAAAUAUUAACAGAAUGUCCUCCUAUGAUGGACACUGAGUACACCAAGCUGUGGACUCCUUUGCUGCAGGCCCUCAUUGGCCUCUUUGAACUGCCUGAGGAUGACACUAUCCCUGAUGAAGAACAUUUCAUUGACAUAGAAGAUACUCCAGGAUAUCAGACUGCAUUCUCUCAGCUGGCCUUUGCUGGAAAAAAAGAACACGAUCCUGUAGGUCAAAUGGUGAACAAUCCUAGGAUCCAUCUGGCACAGUCUCUUCACAAACUGUCUACAGCGUGCCCAGGCAGGGUUCCAUCAAUGCUGAGCACUAGUCUGAAUGCAGAAGCGUUGCAGUAUCUCCAAGGAUACCUCCAAGCUGCAAGUGUGACACUGCUCUGAGUGCAUAUUCCACAAGCAAGAUCAAAAGGUGGUUUGUUACACAGGUUGACACUGACUUUUUUUAUAGCAGAGCUCAGACAAAAUGAAAAAUGCUACUUGAAAAUAUAUUGCAGAAUCCAUCUUGUAAAAGAUAAAUGUGGCUUUAAGUAGAAACUGAAAGAAUUUGGUGGUUUGUGGCUAACUUCCAUUCCCAGUUUAAUUUCAAAGGGAAUAGUCAUAGUGGUUUGUUAUGGGUUUUAUUUGAAAUCUG